AGUUUUGUUAUUUCCAACAUUUUAUUCCGUUUUGAUAUAUCUCACUGAGAGUUUACAGUCCGUGCAAGACUUUAGGAGCGUCUAUAAUAAACCCAGUGUAACCCCCUUUAAACCUAAUAUCCCUUUUGAUCUAUCUAUGAUUGGCUUUACCAAAGGUGGGGUAAGGAGAAAAAGGUAAAGAACUAUCUAAAUUGUUGAGACUUAGUCAGAUCUCAGAAGCAAUACACCACUUGAGUGAUUUUGGUGGGGUUGCAUUUUGGUGAGUGAAGCAUCUUUUUCAAACAAUGCAGAGAGGAAAAAACCAGAGGAACCAAAAGAUUAAAGCAAAAGCAAAGAUGGGCUUCCUCUGUCACAAGUUUUGCUAACUCAUCCUUUUCGGACAAGGACACUCUUCGUUUCCCACUUUGGUGGUUUCUUUAGGAUUCAUCAGUUUUGUUUUAUUUAUCUUUUUGUAUAAGGAGACUGUUUAUGUAUGAUUCUUCAUUCCUGUUUGGCUGUUUUUAUCCAUCUUCCUUGUACAACGAGAGUGUCAUGGCUUCUCUGUCUGAAAUCGUCGAGGAAGAAGUUGGAACAUCCCUAAGAAGCAAACUUUCAAGAACAAGUGAAACCAGUCUCGCUUCUGUCGCAUCAUUAUCCAUGCCACUUAUUCAGGAGAUUGUUCUAUCAGCAGACAUCAGAUGUAGUGACUGCCAAGAGAAAGUCGCCGACAUAAUGUCAAGAAUGAUCGAAACAUAUUCAAUAUUGGUGAGUGUCUUGGAGAAGAAAGUGACACUGACGUGUACUUAUUCCGGUGACCGGAGAGUCUCCAAACCAUAUGGUGAAGCUCUACUUUGCAAAAUCUCAACCAUCAAGCGUUUGAUAUGUCCUUCCAGGAAACAACAACUCAGAGUUGCUUAAUUUUAGCUUUUAUUAUGAUACUCUUUGCAAUAAAAUGGAUCUUUGAUGUCGAAUGUGAUUGGAUUUUGUUUAGAUAAAAUAAAAUAAAAAAACUCUCAA
Camelina sativa (false flax) is the source of this 996-nucleotide messenger RNA. RefSeq lists its product as uncharacterized. The record is from RefSeq and is a predicted model, not a curated record. Lineage: Eukaryota; Viridiplantae; Streptophyta; Magnoliopsida; Brassicales; Brassicaceae.